Messenger RNA from Hermetia illucens (black soldier fly), 4254 nucleotides. Its product is annotated as follistatin-related protein 5-like. The transcript is spliced from 11 exons. Gene Ontology annotation, cellular component: plasma membrane; axon. Lineage: Eukaryota; Metazoa; Arthropoda; Insecta; Diptera; Stratiomyidae. Gene Ontology annotation, molecular function: cell-cell adhesion mediator activity; calcium ion binding. The record is from RefSeq and is a predicted model, not a curated record. Gene Ontology annotation, biological process: dendrite self-avoidance; axon guidance; homophilic cell-cell adhesion. The coding region runs from base 796 to 3924 and encodes 1042 amino acids.
GAACUUCGCCGACCUGCAAUCUUUAUUCUAUAUUGAAACUGCGUACAAGUUGAAACAUUUCUCGUGGACAUGCACGCAUGUCCGUAAUGUAUUUUGGCUUGAUUGCCGUAACGCAGUUAGUUUGCAGGAAGGGCCAACAAAUAGCUGAACCGUGCGGAACCGAACUAUGUAAAAGUUGAAAAUCGUCCUGGAAGUUCGGUAGACACGAAGCGUUUGUGUUUUUGUUGUUACUGCUACAUUCGCCUCUUCCAACUGUGCGUUUGCUGUUAUCCUUAAUUGCGUUCAUCUGCCUUCGGCAACGUACGCUUUGUAGUUUGGUUUCCCGAGCAAUUUCUGAACGCUCGCAGGAAGAUUUUUUUCCUGUUGUUAUUAUUGUGAACAGCGGGCGUGUGUAAUAAAGUAGAGAAGACUAGGGUCGUGAGCACCAUCACCAGCAAGUGAAGGUGUCAGGCCGUUGAGAGUGCCCGCAAGAAGGAUAAAACCCGGAGGAACCCGAACCUACGGGAAACAGGUUGCUUGGACGUACAGUGACGAACCGAGUCGUGUGUUGAACGAACAAGGAAAAGUUAACUUUGUUUUGCCUUCCGCCAGCAUCGUCCUGCGAACGGAAGCAUGACAUAGUCUUCCCGCUACUAUCUGAGAGCGAAAUCACCGCGGAAUCACAUUAAAGCUGAAAUUCUUCAAUCUUAGAGAUCUACCACGCCUUACUUCAUAGGAACACCUUGGCCCAAAUGGAAAUCGGAAGUGGGUGAACUGGAUUGAAUCUGCGACAGCACCACCAACCCUAGCAAGAACAUGUCAGGCAAAAUGUUUCGUAUUCGAAGACGACCGACUUCUCUGCAAUAUACAUGUCCUAUAUGGACACUGGUUUUCCUAAUUCACUUGGCAGCAUUCCCAUCAAUUAGGAACUCUGUGUUGGGCUUGAACAUAAGAAAUAUCGACGUAGACAAGAACACAAAUAGCUUAGAAAGUGGUAGUGAGAGGAAUAAAAGUUUAAGCCCAGAUAGUGCAACAUUGGCCCUGUUACCAUCCUUGCAGGGCAGUGCUCAAGACGAAAAGACGAAAGAUAUUGAACUACCUUCGGCCUUCAGCAGGGAAAUACUCGAUCAGUUAACUACUAAUAAUCCUUGCUUGGUGCACUAUUGUCCGAAGGGGCGUGAGUGUACGAUCGAAUCCACUUCCAAUCGGCCGAUCUGUAUUUGUCAGCGAUACUGUUCCCAUCGAAAACGCCCAAUUUGCGGUUCAGAUGGACUGAUCUACGAGAAUCACUGUGAGCUUCACAGAGCUGCUUGCCUGCAAGAACGACAAAUUACCUACCAACGAUUCGAUAAAUGUCCACCAAAGGCAAUCUGGUCCAGCAGCUAUUCAACAACAAUAAAAGCUAUUCCUACCUCGACCACCCCUCAACCAAGGAGCUUAAGACAUCCUAAAAAUCUUAGCACUGAGAGCAUAUCAAAUCGACAAACUACGACCAUCACGCCUUUGACUCAACCAGGAGUUACCUAUUCUCCAGUCAGCGUACUUGCUAAUUCUUUUCUUUCAACUUUCACGGAAAAAACAGGUUCCAUCGCAUUGGUAUCACCACUUCCCCAGAGACUAAUCAAUUGGAAUGAAUCGAGCGUGGGGCCACAAAGAUCGACAAUAAACGAUAUCAAGUCGGUGGAUGACGCAGGCCACAAAGAGUACUGCUCAUCGCAGGAGUAUGAAAUUAUGAAGGACAACUUGCUUUUGUACAGUCACGCUCGUCUGAUGUCGCAGGAUAAUAACCAUAGUAGGGACUUCCUAGUUUCGAUUAUGUUCUCCCAUUAUGACCGAAAUAAUAACGGACAUUUGGAAAUUGAGGAGCUGAGCCAAGUGUCCAUUAAUGAACAUUUGGACGAGUUGAGCAAUGGCUGCGUAUUGGACGAUAUGCUGAACUUCGAUGACACAAAUCAUGACGGUAGACUCAGCAUUAAUGAGUUCUAUCAAGCAUUCUCGAAACUUUACAGUGUAUCUGUGGUUUCGCUGGAUAAAGCAUUGGAAACUAACCAUCUCUCCGCACGUGUUGAUGAUAAUGUUGAGAUCAAAUGCGACGUCACAGGUUCGCCAUCACCACAGAUUAUUUGGCAUCGUAAUGGAGUCGACCUGUCCACCCUUAAUGAAGAUGAAAUUCGCAUUUUCAGCGAUGGGAGCCUAUACUUGACAAGGAUUCAAUUGUUACAUGCCGGCAACUAUACAUGCCAUGCUCAGCGAAAUAAAGAUAUCGUGCAGACGCAUAUGUUGAGCGUAUACACGAUGCCUGAGGUUCGAGUCAUGCCUCGUAUCCAAUCCAAACGUCCAGGUGAAAGCGCUGAGAUGUAUUGUCACGUGAUUGGCGACCCCUUCCCUAAAGUUGAAUGGCUUAAGAAUGAUGAGCGCAUUGAGCUAGUCGGUAAAGCCAACAAAUAUCAAGUAAUUGGCAACGGGACAGCUUUGAAAAUCAGAAAUAUUGCAUAUUCUGAUACGGGUGCAUAUAUGUGUCAAGCAACCAAUAUCGGUGGUGAAGUACGAGAUAUAAGCUCGCUCAUUGUUCAAGAAGAACCAACACCAACCACCCUAUUCGAAGAACGUAAAUUUUUCACCUUCUACGAUUUCGGGGUUGCUGUCUACGAGCCAGCGAAUUGUCGUCUCCAUCAUCAAAUCCAAGGAACUGAUAUUAUACCUGGAACCCAAGAGUACGUUUGCGGUAAGAAGGAUAUACCCUGCUCAUGGGGCAAAGCCACAAAUGUCGGUACCAGAUAUAUAUAUGUAAGCCAACCAGAGCGCGAUCGAGUGCUUGUUAUUUCUACCAUUCAAAUGGUCGUUGUUGACGUAGUUGCAACCGAUAAGUACCCUGUCGAAUUGCAUUAUGUUCCGCAACUGGAUCAGGUAUGGGUGCUGAAUUGGCGCUACACCGAAAACAAGGGCGCCAAAACCAUUCAAGUUAUAAGGGAUGCAAGUCAGAGACGUAAACAUCAUACCGUUCACCCGGAGCCCAUUGACGGACAAUUCGACUUGGUCAAGGACCUGUUUGUUCCAUCCAAUCGACUAGAGCAGACGCAUUACAACUACAAAUAUGGCUACGUUACGCAUAAUAAUCAACGAGGGAUGUAUAAACUAGACCUGUUGAAUCUGCGCUAUACGAAGUCGGUCGAUUUAACUCUAUACAAUUGUGUCCCAGAGAAUGUGGAGUUCUCGGCGUUAUAUGGCUUUGUCAUAGUCUCCUGUCGCGAACCAAUUACAAAUCGUGCCCAAGGACAGAUUGUCCUGGACUAUGUUUCUGAUACUGUGCUUUCAACCAAACCCGAGCUGAAUGGCGUGUCCCAGAUAUCUCCUGAUUCCCGGCAUCUAAUCACUGUCGAAUAUAAUCCAAACGGGGUCAUCAUCGUUGUUCAGAAAGUUACACCUAAUGGGUUGGAAUUCCUUUUCGACGUGAAAACGUCACUCAAUAUAAGUGACAUAACUUUUUUUGAAAGUGAAAAUAUGCAUGGAUAUGAUGUGUUCGCAAGCACCAGUGAUAAAGAGGAUAUACUUUAUUUGAAUCUAUUCACAGGCAAAGUUGAAAUGAUCACGGGAGUUGGUCCGUCAAUGCCAGCAGCUCUCACCAAAUGGGGCAACCCCACACGUCCAAUCAGAUCGUCCGGACUUUUCGGCCAAUUCAUGGUUACCCCUGCAAAGAAUGCAUUAUUUGUCAUUAACGGCAAAUCUAAAAUGGUGAACUGUGAAAUUGGAGGAAUCGACCAUCCAGUGGCUGUGAUCUGGAUCCAUAGCCCUACCAUCUAUUCAUCAUCGAAUGGAAGCGGCACGAAUGGGGCCGUGGCAGGCACCCGUUCCAACGGCCGUGGCGACAACAACAGAACUAACGAAAACUCUACGGUGAACAGAGGAAAAAGGUUGGAUCAGGACACUGCCAGCAUUAGUAAAUAGUUAGAUUGGCUAAUGGAGAAACAUAUAGAUAUAAAAAUAUAUAUUUCUAAUAUGUAUGUAGGUUAGAGUAAUGUUUCACCAACCCGAUCCUAGUCCCUCCUCCAUCAUCUCGCCCUCCACCCGCUGUAGGUUAAGGUAAAUGAUGUAAAAACCUGAAAGUAAAUUAACAGAACCUUAAAAAGCAUAAUCUGAUAUUAAAUCUACAAAUUAGACGCAUGGGAAAGCAACAAAAAAAUAGAAGCGUAAGCAAAAAGUAAGACAAAAGUGAAUCAGGAGCAAAUGUGGAUGAAAACCAAAUACAAUAAAUGGAUAUUAUGUGUACAAUCUGGA